Sabethes cyaneus is the source of this 3066-nucleotide messenger RNA. RefSeq lists its product as uncharacterized. Gene Ontology annotation, molecular function: heme binding; iron ion binding; monooxygenase activity. The transcript is spliced from 8 exons. The coding region runs from base 1 to 3066 and encodes 1021 amino acids. The record is from RefSeq and is a predicted model, not a curated record. NCBI's taxonomy places the organism in Eukaryota, Metazoa, Arthropoda, Insecta, Diptera, Culicidae.
AUGUUUUUCACUUUGACAAUUCUUUUCACUGGCCUUUCAGUAGUUUUGUUCAGCUACUAUCGGUACAGGAAACUAGUUAAAAUUAAGACACACUUCGCCGGUCCAGAGUCACAGUUUCUAUGGGGAACCACGUCGAAGUUCGUCGGUAAAAGUAUCCCAGAUAUAUUCGACAUCAUCACUGAGAUGCACAAAACGCACGGCGAAGACGUAGCCAUCAUCGCUGCCUUCAACGAGCUGAUGUUGGAUCUAUCGAGCAGGAAAAACGUGGAAAAAGUUCUGCAGUCCAGGACAACUAAAAAGUCCUUUGUGUAUGACUUUCUGCAACCCUGGCUGGGCAGUGGAUUGCUAAUUUCCACCGGAGAGAAAUGGUUCCAGCGGAGGAAAAUCAUUACCCCCACGUUUCACUUUCAGAUGUUGGAAUGCUUUCUGGAUGUGUUCAACCGGGAAGCGGAUCUGCUGGUUAGUAAACUGAAAAGUAAAGUUGGAAAGGAUGAUUUUGAUAUUUAUGAGCAUAUCACGUUGUACGCUUUGGACAGUAUUUGCGAAACCGCCAUGGGGGUUCAAAUAAAUGCUCAGGAUGAUCCCAACAAUGAGUACGUGAUGGCAGUUAAGCAAAUGAGUACGUUUAUCCUGCGUCGAGUUUUCAGCUUUCUGCGUUCGUUUCCUAAAUUAUUCUUUUUGUACCCUUACGCUGGAGAGCAGAAGAAAGUUAUCAAAAAACUACACUCGUUUACCAACGAGGUUAUUGACUCUCGACGAAAGAUAUUGGAACGGGAAAAUUCUAAAUCCAAAAUUGCCUUUGAUCUACAUGAAAAAGACUUAUACUCAAAGCGCAAGGUGACGUUCCUUGAUUUACUGCUCAGUGUCACCGUGGAUGAUAAACCACUAAGCCGAGAAGAUAUCCGUGAAGAGGUUGAUACCUUUAUGUUCGAAGGGCACGAUACGACCACCUCGGGGAUUUCUUUCACCAUUUGGCACCUUGCAAAGUACGAAACUGUUCAAGAGAAGUUGUACGAAGACAUCUGUAACCAUUUGGGGGAGAAUAAAUCGACUUUCAAGUUAACAAAUAUUCAAAUACAGAAAAUGACUUACCUGGAUAUGGUUAUUAAGGAAUCACUGCGUUUGAUUCCACCGGUUCCGAUAAUUGGCCGAACUCUGCUGGAAGACAUGGAAUUGAAUGGAGUAAUUGUUCCUGCUGGAACCAACGUGAACAUCAAGAUAUAUAAUAUCCAUCGAAACCCGAAGGUAUGGCCUGAUCCGGAAAAGUUCGAUCCGGAACGUUUCUCCAAAGCGAACGAAAGCUCGUACGGUCCGUACGAUUACAUUCCAUUCAGUUUCGGUUCAAGAAACUGCAUUGGGCAGAAAUAUGCCACCAUGGAACUUAAGGUGGCCAUCAUCAAACUGGUAUCGAGCUUUCGAAUUCUACCUGGUGAAUCGAUGGACAGGAUGCGCUUUAAGACGGAUCUGGUAAUUCGUCCCAACAAGGGAAUACCGAUAAAACUGGAGGCGCGAAAUGAAGCAGAGUUGUUGCCGGAAACUAUCAACAGGAUGUUGCUGGUUCUAGCGCUUAUUUUUGCCGGUAUUGGCUACGUGCUCUUCAACUACCACCGAAACCGGCAGCGGGUGCUUAACAUACGAUCACACAUGGAUGGUCCUAAAGCGAACUACUUUUUAGGAACUAUGCCCAUGUUUGUUGGCAAGACCAUACCUGAAAUUUUCGAGGUCAUGACAGAGCUACAUAAAGUUCACGGUGAAGAUAUUGCCAUAAUUGCGGCCUUCAAUGAGUUGGUGCUACAUUUAUCUGGUUCGAAAAAUGUCGAAAAAGUUUUGCUGGCAAAGUCAAUUCGGAAAUCGUUUGCGUAUGAUUUUUUGGAACCAUGGCUAGGCACCGGGCUGCUGAUUUCGACCGGCGAAAAAUGGUUUCAGCGAAGGAAGAUCAUAACACCGACGUUCCACUUUAAGAUGCUGGAGAGCUUUUUGGAAGUGUUCAACACCGAGGCUGACAUUUUGGUGACCAAGCUCGAAAAUCAAGCCGGUAAGGAUGAAUUCGAUAUCUACGAUUACAUCACACUCUAUGCACUAGAUAGUAUUUGUGCAACUUCGAUGGGAGUUCAAAUUCAUGCUCAGGAAAAUCCACAUAACGAAUAUGCUAUAGCCGUCAAACAGAUGAGUACCUUCAUAAUACGGCGAAUAUUUAGCUUUUUGCGUUCAUUUCCGUCACUGUUCUUUCUGUAUCCUUAUGCCAAAGAUCAAAAACAGGCGAUUUUAAAGCUGCACAAUUUCACCAAUUCGGUAAUCGAUUCCCGAAGAAAGUUGUUGGAGCUGGAGAAAACCAACUCCAAAGUGGCAUUCGAUCUCCAAGAAGAAGAUAUGUAUUCGAAGAAAAAGUUAACUUUUCUCGAUCUGCUGUUGAACGUUACGGUGGAUGGUAAACCACUGAGCCGUGAGGAUAUUCGUGAGGAAGUGGACACUUUCAUGUUCGAAGGCCACGACACAACCACUUCGGGCAUUUCGUUCGCGAUUUGGCAUUUGGCCAAAUACCAAGACGUUCAGCAACAGUUGUACGAAGAAAUUAUUCGAAUUGUGGGAAAGGAUAAAACUUCCGGACAACUAUCGAACAGGCAGAUUCAGGAACUCGAAUAUCUGGAUAUGGUUGUAAAGGAAUCUCUACGCCUGAUGCCUCCGGUGCCGAUUAUUGGGCGUAAACUUGUUGAAGAUAUGGAAAUGAAUGGUACAAUCAUCCCAGCCGGUACGACGAUUUCGAUCAUGAUCUACAACAUUCACCGGAAUCCCCGAAUCUGGUCUGACCCGGAUAAAUUCAUCCCAGAACGGUUCUCCAAAUCGAAUGAGAGCACUCGUGGUCCAUAUGAUUAUAUUCCAUUUAGUGCGGGGUCACGAAAUUGCAUCGGUCAAAAGUACGCCAUGAUGGAACUGAAGGUAACGCUUAUCAAAUUGUUGGCAAACUACAGGGUGCUACCGGGAAAAUCGAUGGCCAAAAUGGAAGUCAAAACGGAUCUGGUACUUCGUCCGGAUACUGGCAUUCCCAUCAGACUGGAGCAGCGUUGA